GUCAGCGCUGAAACGAACUCGGAGAGUGCAACCACUCGUGGAGUGCCAGCCGAAACGAACCCGUUCUAACUCUCGCAUCUUGCUAAACGUCCGGCGUGUCCAAACAUCAGAAAUCGGCAUUUCAAAAGUUAAAAACGAGACGUUGAGAAUAUGGGACGCACACUUUCAUGCAAAGCUGGAUUCAAGUGACUCAAAUCGAAAAACAUGCAUGUUUACAAUAAUAUUGUCCUGGUGAAAGAUGAGCCGUUUCAUUCAUUUUCGCGCCCGAAACGGUGAAUAGUAAUUGGGGGUUGUGUGGAUAUUUAUGCAGCGUGUAGUCGGUCAACCAUUUGAAAGUCGCGACGAGCAAGGAGGUUAUAAUGCGACGAGUCACUCGCUGUAGAUGAGCAACGAAACGGUGACUCGCACGUUAAUACACUUGCUGCAGGCUUGCAAGGAGUUAAAACCGAAACUCACGUAUCCUGACUGCGUCCGCUACGUCAACUUCGUUGUCACGUCACUUCUGCGAAAAGUCACUGUAAAAUUGCCAAACACACAGAAAUAAAACCCGUGUCGUAGAAUAUCACCAAUAUACAUUUAAAAAGAAACCGAAACCCUUUUGUUUUUGCCCGAAAAAACAAGAAACAACGAAACAUCAACUUUUAAGUCUGGCUACAAUGUAUUUUUGCCGAAUCUUUUGAAAAGUUCGCCAGAAUUUCGAUUCGGCAGACUGCAGUACGCGCAACAAGCCAACAAGCGCACCACGCUCAAGGACGCUGCAAAUGGCAAUGACCAGAGGCCGUUUUCGUAAGGCUCACGGAUAGUGUAACGGGCGGCGCGGCCGUUGAUUCGCUCCCAGUGACCUUGCUGGCAGCAGCCAGUGUGUCCGAACACAGUCAACACAGUGUUCACAAUGCACCCACACGCCUCACAGGGAAAAGGUGCCUUGUGGCCGGCGGGCGACGAGGCGCCGUUGGCGCAUUCCGUCCAAGGUCUCUGGCGGCGAAGCAGCGAGCGGCCGCUUUUCUUUCUUUUUGCGGCAGCAGCUGGACUUCAGCUGAGGGCGUGGAAACCACGUGGCCACGCGAGCGCGGCUGUGCCUCAUAAACAGAGGCGGCCAUUGGUCGGCCGAGCUUCGGCGCCAAGAAUCCCGCUCGGCUACGUUCGGUACAACUCGAUUCCUCUCGUCGCGUAUUCGGCGGGGCUCGGAGCCAGUCAGCAGGCGCGUGACGUCGUCGGGACGUCAGAUUGUUGGCGGGUGCCCGCUGGAAGGGCUUCGUUGUAGCGUUCCAAACGGUCACGGUCGUAGCGUCGGGCGCGGGGGCCUUCGCUGGAAAUUCGUGGUCUACGUCCCGGGAUGAGCAUGAGCAUCCGCACUCUCCUCGAGGCCGCCGAGUACCUGGAGCGGCGGGAGCGCGAGGCCGAGCACGGCUACGCGUCCACCAUGCCCGUCCCGGCCGACCUUUCCCGGAGGAGACCCAAGACAAAGAAGGCGCAGGGGAGCAGGAGCACGCACAACGAGCUGGAGAAGAACAGGAGGGCCCACCUACGCCACUGCCUGGACAAGCUGAAGGAGAUGGUGCCCCUGGGGCCAGACGCCAGCCGCCACACGACCCUGGGCCUGCUCAACAACGCCAAGAGCUUCAUCAAGAUGCUGGAAGAGAAGGACCGCAAGAACCAGACGACCAAGGACCAGCUGCGACGGGAGCAGAGGUUCCUCAAACGGAGACUGUGCAACCUGGACGGUGCCUACGGCGAGGAGCGGCGCAGCGCCAGCGAGUCCGGUUCCUCGUCGCGCUCUUCCGCUUCCGAGACGGACGAAGUGGACAUCAUGGGCUUCAACACGAACCAGAGCGACUCGGACGACCACAGCAGCAUCCAGAGCGUGACCAGCGACGGUGGGGUGGCCAUCUCGACCAAGAGGCUGUGCCUUGCCGAGGGCGUCUAGGCCUCCCCCCCGCGCCCACCGGCUCCCGCAAGCAAUACGCCCCCACUACCGUUAGGGCCACACGUUGCACACUCUUCCUUCCGACGCCCCCGAGACGCCCCGGUUCGCUCUUUUUUUGCCUCCCCCUCCUCUGGAUUGUCUCGGAGCACCCAUUCCACAUCCGAAUUAUUCGACGCCUGGGGACGCGUUUCCGAGAGGGGCGGUGGAAGCGUUUGGUUUGGAGGUUUAUUUAUUUGGAAUACACGCAGUCCGUAGUCGAAAUGUUUGUCUCAGUGCUACUCGUGCCCAUUUGUGCGUGUCAAUAGCGCGUGUGUGUGUGAUCGGCAUUGGUACGGGAGAGUUUGGUUUCUUUAGCCGAGGCAAGAGGGCUCUUUUAUGCGACGGGAGCUUUUGCUCCGCUGUCCUCAUUCUUGUUUCGGCUUUUGUCUCCAAAGAGCGGAAUGUUGCGCGUUGUCUCGGUCCACUCGUGGAACUGCUGCGGCUCUUUGCUCGCCAACCGUCCUCGCGUUUGGAAGAUUCUUUGUGGCGUCUGGGGCUUGCGUGCCACGUUUUUAUUCGGUUCGGGUGCAUUCUGCCCGUCCACGUGUUUUCUCUCGAGGUAAAACGAGCCACAUCUUAUGCGUUUGCAUUCUCGCGUGACCCGCUGCAAAAAACUGAAAGGGAAUCGAUUGCAUUCUCUCCAAAAAUGCUCGGCUGCCCCGGAGUCUUCAUUGCGGCAUCUGGCAACAUUGUCUCUGGGAAUGUGGCGGGCGUAGAGGCCAUGCCCAAACCAUCUCUUGUAGCUCUCCCCCAGGUUGCACUCGGGCGUUGCACGCUGGGGACCUUCUGCUGUGGCUGUCGUUCCCCAUCGAUGGGCAAGAGCAGCCCCGUGUGGGGAUUCCCUCCCCGCCCACAAACCAGCCCUUUUUUGGCCAUUGCCGAGACGGUUGGAGGGGAUCCCUCCCUCGGGCAGCCGUUUGAAAUGGCGCUCCAUUCGUUUGGGAAACCCAGAACACGCGAGCGUGCAUGUGCGUAUGAAUGUGGGCAUUAUUCCCCCAAUGGCACGCUGUCCCCAGGCAUUGUGGUGUGUCUUGUUGGAAAGCAGAUUUUACUUUUUCACUCCCGUUCUUUCCAGCUUUUUUUUCUUUCAACUUUACAUCGUCGUUUUUUCACCAUUUUUCCCGUCCAUCUAUACGAGGCGGGUGUGUCACCGACGACUCGAGAGAAUUUUACGGAAAGGGACUCUGAAAGCGAAGAAAUAAUUCCGCGCUGGGCGUUGGAGCAUGGAUGAAAAUUGAUAGUGAUCUACUUAGGUAGGAUCCGCUAAUUAAUUUUUGAAAUAUUCGAUUUAUCGGGCAGAUUUUGAUUAGAGAUUUGUUGCCUAUUGUCCGCAGAUGCUAAGUGAAAAAAAAAAAAAAGACUUUUCAGUGUCCGACCUUGCCGAAGGGGAAAGAGCAACGAAGGCUGCUCUACCGAGGAGACCGAGCGUGGCGCACCUCUUCUACGACCACGCGAGGUAAUGCGACUCUGUCGGAGCCACUGACUACCUGCUGCGGAGGGCGGCGCCACUUCGAUUUGCACGCAUAUUCCGUCUCGUAAGUUGUCCUUAGUGCUGGCACGGCCCUAAGCGCGUUGUCGACGCGCUUUUGAUGCGCGAGCGAUUGUGCAAACGAGGCAGAAAACAAACAGCGCAAGGACAGAGUAGAAGGCGGUAGACACACACAGCGCUGUGUGUGUCUACCGCCUUCUACUCUGUCCUUGCGCUGUUUGUUUUCCGCUAAUAUGAAUGACCAACUAGCCCAAUCGUCAACACUACCAAACGAGGCAUUCUGCGGGACUUGGCUCCGGUGGCUUUGCCAGCACCAAAAACCACUCGCGAGAUGGAGUAUGGCUGCGACAUCUGCCCCCACCUUGCUUAGCCAAAGAAUAGCGGGGGGCAGAUCUUAGUCGUCGGAAUUCAAACGACGACCGGGACAUAUUUUGGCGACGGGCAACAGAUUGGAAUGGGCCUACAAAGUCCACUAUCUUGGAAGUUAAUUAGUAGACUUUAGGUAAUUUACUAGUUAUCACUGUACGCUCCUCGUUUUUGCGGAAGAAUUCUUUUCUUUGGAGUGCCCUUUUUUUUUUACAAAUGAUGGUCAUACACGAUGGUCGUACGUGCUCCCGGACGCGAAAGUCCUUGGGACGGUUGCAGACGCCGCCAGUGAGAAUCUCGGUCUGGCCUCCGGUGCAAACCCCGGCCACUUUUGCUUUGGGUGGCCCCUCUUCUUUCUUGCCCCGUGACUUUUUCUUUUCCGCCCCCGAGGGUAAAAACAAGCGCACAAGAGGCAGUCAUUUUUCGAGGAUCUCGAGCACACUUUGCGAUGUUCCUGCACAUCUAAUUGUGUAAAUUUUGUUUCGCCCACCCGUACGCUACGUGUUUAGAACCUGACUGUAACAAAUCUGUACAUAAAAUGAUAAUAUAUAUAUUUAUUUAUAAUGUCUCGAGAAGCAACUUGGAGGCAAGUACAAUGCGAAGGUCUUUUGUUUCCGGUGCCCCGCUUUGUGACGAGUGUUUGGGUGCGCUCCCCAGUCCCUCCUUGGGAGGACUCCUCCACCAAUAAGACCCUCUCUUGCUGUACAUACGCCACUACGCCCCGUUAUUAAUAUUUCCUAAAAUAAAAUGUUAUUUCACGUAA
Molecule: messenger RNA, 4584 nt
Organism: Ixodes scapularis (black-legged tick)
Lineage: Eukaryota; Metazoa; Arthropoda; Arachnida; Ixodida; Ixodidae
Product: max dimerization protein 1
Exons: 6
Coding region: 1337-1927 (196 amino acids)
Biological process (GO): regulation of transcription by RNA polymerase II
Molecular function (GO): DNA-binding transcription factor activity, RNA polymerase II-specific; RNA polymerase II cis-regulatory region sequence-specific DNA binding; protein dimerization activity
Source: RefSeq, a predicted model, not a curated record